Molecule: messenger RNA, 929 nt
Organism: Sphaeramia orbicularis (orbiculate cardinalfish)
Lineage: Eukaryota; Metazoa; Chordata; Actinopteri; Kurtiformes; Apogonidae
Gene: mrpl17
Product: mitochondrial ribosomal protein L17
Exons: 3
Coding region: 211-708 (165 amino acids)
Biological process (GO): translation
Cellular component (GO): mitochondrial large ribosomal subunit; ribosome
Molecular function (GO): structural constituent of ribosome
Source: RefSeq, a predicted model, not a curated record
CACCAAUGUCAAAGCAACUAGCAAACCUCACGUUGACAUAAGUGACCGUGGGUUGAGUUUCUGCACUGAGGUUAUUACUCAGCUGUGUGUCAAUAGAGGGAUUUUUUUCUCAGACUGUCCCUUUACUUUGAAUACAUCUGUCUUUUAUGUAGUUUUUGGUUUUUCGGGUUUUUAGUCGCGGUCUGUCGUUGGAGAAUCUAACCGGUCAGGAUGCGCCUCACGUUGCAAAUGUUGAUCUCCCAUGGCCGGGUGGCCCGAAAGAUGGGGUUGGGCCCACAGUCACGGAUCAACAUGCUCCGGAACAUCCUCACAGGACUGGUCCGGCACGAAAGGAUAGAAACCACCUGGGCCCGAGCAGAUGAAGUCCGCUUCUACGCCGAAAAGCUGAUUGACUAUGCCAAAAAGGGAGACACUGAUGAGAAGGCGAUGAAAAUGGCCAGUUUUUGGUUGACGGAAAAGGAUCUGGUCCCAAAGCUCUUCAAGGUCCUGGCUCCACGGUUUGAGACGCAGUCAAACAGCUACACACGGAUGGCACGUUUACCGAACAGACAGAACUUGGACAGAGCGAAGAUGGCCGUCCUGGAGUACAAAGGCAACCCUUUCCCACCUCUGUAUCCUGUAAAGAAAGAGAAUGAACUGACGCUCAUCAACCAGCUGCUCAGAGGCUACAGAGAGGACAGAGCCAAGCAGUUAGCUGCAAAAGCAUAAGUCAAACCAUCACAGCAUUUGGAUCUGUGUUUAGUAAAGAGUGACGGCUGAUUGACUGAAAGACCCCUUGAUCUGAUCCUGCAGAUAUUUGGUGUCUUGACACUCGUGCAUUUCAUCACCGAAGGACACAAAAGCAACAGUGUCAACUGAUGCUGAGACCACCUCUGUAAAAGGACAUUCUGAUCGAUUGUUUAUUAAUAAAUGUGCUUUCCGUAACAAAA